Racocetra persica is the source of this 155-nucleotide messenger RNA. The record is from the annotation of a GenBank genome assembly. Lineage: Eukaryota; Fungi; Glomeromycota; Glomeromycetes; Diversisporales; Gigasporaceae.
AAAAGUAUCCAACUUAUCUUAAAGAUAUUGCCAAAGCAUUUAGAGAUGCUACCAUAAAAGUAGUAAAAGAAGAUAGUUUUGAAAAUCAUCAUUGGGGCUGUAAGACCAAUUGGGUUCAAGUUAAAAUAUUUUAUAGCCCUGAAGAUGAAGAUCCU